Messenger RNA from Anopheles aquasalis, 3346 nucleotides. RefSeq lists its product as uncharacterized. Lineage: Eukaryota; Metazoa; Arthropoda; Insecta; Diptera; Culicidae. The record is from RefSeq and is a predicted model, not a curated record.
CGUGAUGGCUGAAGAACGUAAAGUGUCGGUUACGCUGCCCGCAGGCACCAUUAUCGGUCAGAAGCUUGCACUGCCCAAUGGAGACGAUUGUUUCACCUUCAAGGGUGUACCUUACGCCAAGCCUCCGUUAGGCGAACUUCGUUUUAAGCCACCGGUUCCGUUGGAAAAGUUCGCAAGUGAUCCGCUGGAGUGCCUUACCGAGGGCCCAUGUAGUUACGCCGAUGAUUCCCGUUUUCCGAUGCCAUUCGUCGAUCACAAGUCGGAGGAUUGUCUCUAUUUGAACGUGUUUUCGCCGAACCUGCAACCGGAUCAGGCGCUUCCGGUGAUGAUAUGGAUUCAUGGUGGAGGAUUUUUUGCCGGAUCAGGACACUCGAGUAUGUACCAUCCGGAGCAUCUAGUGCAGCAGGGUGUGGUCGUCGUUACCAUCAACUAUCGCCUGGGGCCGCUCGGAUUUCUUGCCCUUCCAAGCGUCGGCAUAAACGGCAACAUGGGACUGAAAGAUCAGCGGAUGAGCUUCCGGUGGGUACGGGAUAACAUCGGACGGUUCGGUGGCGACCCGGAAAAUGUCACUAUCUUUGGAGAAAGUGCCGGAGGGGCCUCGGUCCAUUUGCAUUAUCUCAGUGAGGGAUCGAGAAAAUAUUUCCAUAAGGCAGUGGCUCAAUCGGGGACAGCUUUUAAUGAGUGGGUAUGGCAACGGGAACCGGAACGUCGUGCCCGAAACCUGGCCCGACUUCUCGGAGCGUCCGAUAAUGAUACGGAUGAGGCCGUUCUCUCAACACUGAUGGCUGCUUCGGCCGAGAAAAUGACCAGCCUGCAGUACCAAGCCAUGACCGAAUACGAACAAUCGUGGCUGCUUUGCUUUCCCUUCACGCCGGUUAUCGAAUCGGAUGCCAUCGGUAGCGAGGAUGCCAUUCUGACGGAACAUCCGGCCGAGGCAGCCAAACGAACGUUCGAGAAAGAAAUUCCGCUCAUGCUGGGUACUACACAGGAGGAAGCGAUCGGUUUGUGGAGCUUCGUGGUAGAGAAGCUCCCGAUGUUCCAGAGUGACCCCGGCAGACUGCUACCGACAACACUGAACGUUCGGGAUGAUGACCAGGCCCGCAAACGCGCCACCGAGCAGACGAUAAGUUUCUUCCUUCACAAUCGUCCCAUCGCAACCGAGACUAUCGCGGAUAUAAUUCCGAUUUUGAGCGACAAUUUUAACACGUACGCCGCCUACCUGGCAGCUGAAUUGCAUGCACGGUAUCAAAGUGCACCCUUGUACUGCUUCGUGUUCUCGUAUGUGGGCGAGCUGAACGUGUUUAGAAGUCAUCUUAACAUACCACCAGAGCAAACGGCCGCUUCACACGGAGACGAUGUCUACUAUCUGUUCAGCUCCAGUCUGAUGAACACACAAUCCGUCGAUGAGGGCUCAGAUGCGGCGAAGUUUCGAGCAUUUUGUUGUCGUAUAUGGACGGAAUUUGCUCGCACUGGCACUCCCCGUACCACCGUGGAACAAUGGAGCACGGUCCCGAGAAUGAGCGGUACGGAUACGGCCACAAGAUUCAAGCUACCGGCCCUGGAAUUGAAAAGCACCACGCCACUCGACAACACAAUGGUCGAGGAUUGCUUCACCGAACGGUUCCAGUUCUGGAACGGACUGUUUGAACAGUUCAAUGGAUCGCAUCUGCUCCCAAAAGUAGAUAUGAGUGGUCAUAGUCGGAUUAAUGUGAAACUAAACGGUGGCACGGUAAGCGGCGUUGUCGAGAAGUUACCAGAUGGAAACGAUUUUUGUGCCUUCCGCGGUAUACCAUACGCCAAGGCACCAAUCGGUCGGAACCGUUUCCUGGCAGCCGAACCACUGGAUCGAUUCCCUGUCCCCGUUCUGGAUUGCAGCACCGAACGGGACACAUCGGUGGCAAGGAAUCCAUUUAACCAAAAAUGGCAAGGAUCGGAAGACUGCUUGCAUCUUAACGUGUACACGCCCCAAAAGCAUCUGAAGGGUCAUCCCCUUCCGGUGAUGGUUUUCAUCCAUGGUGGUGCCUUCAAGUAUGGAAGUGGAAAUGGUGAUUGCCACUCACCGGAAUAUCUUCUCGAGCAGGAUGUCGUCGUGGUAACACUCAACUAUCGCCUUGGUUCGCUGGGCUUUCUGCAUCUUCCGAGCCAAGGAAUCGAGGGGAAUGCCGGUCUCAAAGACCAACGGAUGGCACUGCGAUGGGUGAGCGAAAACAUUGGCCAGUUCGGGGGCGAUCCAUCGAACGUGACACUGUUUGGAGAAAGUGCCGGAGGGGCCUCGGUCCAUUUGCAUCUUCUCAGUGAGGGAUCGAGGAAAUAUUUUCACAAAGUAAUCUGCGAGAGUGGCCAUUCGCUAUCAGAGUUUGCAGUGCCCAAUGACACUCUCGGGAACAGUAGGCGUCUUGCCAAGCAGAUCAACCCGCUAGCGGAGUCGGAUGCCGUAAUGCUCGAGAGUCUCCGGCAGGCAUCUCCGCGAACACUGGCCGAUAUCGGCCACCGUGUCGUGGCAGAGGAACAGCGUGACCGUGGACUACCGAUACCGUUUCGUCCCGUAUUGGACGGUGAUAGUACGGAUCCGAUCGUACCACAGCAUCCAGCCGACGCCAUGCGCACGAAGAACCACAUUCCGGACAUUCCGGUCAUGAUGGGUUAUAACGUACGCGACGGUGCCUCCAUUACCGGGCACAUAUUCAAGUACCCGGAACUAUACCGUGCCGGUAUGCAGCGCAUGAUACCACGCACGGUCAAUAUCGAUCUCGGGUCAGCGGCCGCCAGGCAGCUGGCGGACGAACUGGAGCUGCUCUACUUCGGACCGACCGGUUACGCGCCGAAUCGGAAAGCCGAAUGUUCCGAUCUGCUCACCGACUACGGCUACGCCAUUUCAUCGCAGAUUACGGCCGAACUGCACGCUCGCUACCAGCACCGAUCACCGCUCUUCUUCUAUCGAUUCGACUUCGAUGGGGCGCUUAAUCUGUACAAGAAGUAUCUUGGCUUCGACGUACCCGGUGCGUACCACGCGGACGAACUAUGCUACCUGUUUCACAUGAGAAUGGCACCGAAAACCGUCGGACCGCUCACGGCGGAAGCACGUGUACGGCGCUACAUGUGCCGCAUGUGGACCAACUUUGCCAAGUACGGCCAUCCGACGCCUUCACACGAUGAAUCGCUACCCUUCCACUGGGAUCCGGUACCGAUGAUCGAUCCCGAAGCACCAGGCUACCGCUUACCGUAUCUUAAAAUCACGGCCGAGCCUCACAUGGCGAUCGAUCCGCACCGAGAGCGAAUGGCGUUCUGGCGUGAGGUUUACAGGAAGUACAAUGGUGGCUUCACGAAUGCCAACUUCCAACAGUAG